Molecule: messenger RNA, 1053 nt
Organism: Stylonychia lemnae
Lineage: Eukaryota; Ciliophora; Spirotrichea; Sporadotrichida; Oxytrichidae
Source: the annotation of a GenBank genome assembly
AUGAAAACAGGGAUUAAUAAUUACAAGAAAUCAAUAAGAUAAAAGCCAUGCAAAAAGCUAUUAGAGAGAAAGGACUAUAAGACAGGAUUUGUACACGGAGACAUCAAGCCCUAAAAUAUAUUAAUAGGAGGAUAAGGAUUUCUAUUACAAAGAGAAAUAGAUAAAGACAGGAGACCCACAAUCAUUUAAAAUCUCAGCCAUCCUAAUAACGAAAUAAAUAAUCAAUAUUUUGGACCUAACGAAGGGUACCAUUCAGAGGAGCCGUCCUCCUUUAAUAUUAUUAAGAAUAAUAUAAAAUAUAAUACAUAAAGAGUAACCCUGAUCGAUUUUGGAGGCUCUUAGAGAUAUUUACUAGAAAAUGAAGAUGGUGUUUAAGUCCACGUUGAAAGGGAAGUUGUGAAUAACAUUACUUGCACUGUAGCUUUCGCCAGCUUGAAUUAGAUGUAGGGCUACACCAUAAGCCGUCAAGAUGAUCUUGAGUCUUUGUUUUAUACUAUACUUUACUUGUUUAAAGUACCACUAAAAAAAAUAGUAAAUUAAUAAUAACUACAUCUGAUUAAAGAAAAUGCACUUAAUGGACUUGAAAAAACUCAUUAGGAUAUCAUCAAUCAUUUCUACUUAAAAUAAGGUAUCAGAGAAGAACUAUUUAAUAGGCUAGGUCUUCCAAAUUCAGUUAGAAUAUUUUGGAAUUAUAUAAAAAAUUUAACCUUUUAAGCCAGCCCUGACUACUCUUAUCUCAUUUCACUUUUUGAAGAUGAGCUUAUUUUAAAAGAUUGCAAUGAUGCCAUUCUAAACCCAGAGAUACUAGAACAUGAUGAAAUAUGGACAACUUUUAAUUCGUGUUUUUCUUUAUUGAAAGAAAAUUAGCUAUCAGAGGAGCAGGUUAUUCCGUUCGACCUAGAUGAGGAUAUUAAUGAAGAAAUUGAAAUUAAUGAAGUUUCUGACUUCCUACCAGACUUUUCAACUGAUGAGGAUAUUGAAUCCUCUAAUUCAAUUAAAGAUAAAGUAAUAUAAUACCAUCGAAAUACUAAGGAUUCAAUAAUAUCAAAAUGA